This is a messenger RNA of Fusarium vanettenii 77-13-4, 1311 nucleotides long. RefSeq lists its product as uncharacterized. The coding region runs from base 1 to 1311 and encodes 436 amino acids. Gene Ontology annotation, biological process: positive regulation of transcription from RNA polymerase II promoter by galactose. NCBI's taxonomy places the organism in Eukaryota, Fungi, Ascomycota, Sordariomycetes, Hypocreales, Nectriaceae. Gene Ontology annotation, cellular component: nucleus. The record is from RefSeq and is a predicted model, not a curated record. The transcript is spliced from 3 exons. Gene Ontology annotation, molecular function: DNA-binding transcription factor activity, RNA polymerase II-specific; zinc ion binding; RNA polymerase II cis-regulatory region sequence-specific DNA binding.
AUGACUGAGAGAGACAUGAUUGAUGAUGUGACGCCUCAGAGGAAGCGUAUCGCAGUAGCUUGUGGGCGGUGUCGAAAGAGGAAAAUCCGGUGUAGCGGCGAUUCUGGAAACGGGGGACCAUGCACAAACUGUAAGAACGCAGGCUACGAGCCCUGCCAGUUCCUAAGGGUAUGUCUUUCAGGGGGGAGGUGCUUUGUUGCUUCCCAAGAGACGCCCAUGAAGCAGGAGUCGUUUAACUAUAGUCUUGAAGCUUCUCGGCAAUAUCAGGCGCGAGGAAGUUCCGUCGUACCCCCUCUCCCGUCGACUACCUCUCACUACCCCGACGGCCUCCCGAUGCAUGCUAGCGACCCCUUCAUCUAUCGAGCUCCCACGACCUUUGCGUAUACCGCAAAGUCCUACUACCCAGUCUCUACCUGGAAUCAUGGAUACACUGAAGAUCAAGGCAUCAACUACAGCAUGUAUCCGCCAGCGUACCCUUCGAUGCAUGACUCGGACUAUGGCAUCAACUACCGCAUCGGCUCCGGCACGGUGGGCAAGUCUGAGAGCAUCUGCGUCGAUACGGAGCCCAACUACGCCUAUAGCAGCGGGGCACCGACCACGAGCCUGGUACACCGACCGGCUCCGGUGGCGGCCGACUCAACGAGCAUGACGUUCCAGAACAUGGCGGCGGGCGUCAACAUGGGCGACAGGGUGCUGCCCAUGCCCGUGGGACGGUCAUCAGUGCCUAGUUCAAUAGGGUCAUCGUCGUCGUCGUACCGGAACGAUUCGGGCUGUAGCUCAGGGUUCGGUAGCGGCAGCAGGGGCUCCUCGGCGCAGACGUCGACCACGGCGGGCACAUCGCCUGCGAGCCCAGAUUCCGAAACGCCUUCAAGUUACACGAGUUACGAGCCCUCGAGCAUGGCUUCGGCCGCGGGACUGUCCUCGUAUCCUCCAAUGACACUAGCCUCGCAGCUCACCCGCACGAGUAAUGAUCUCUACACACAUGCCAGCUCUUCCGAAGCUUCUCUCUAUACUCCAGCCGACUCGAUGCGCGUCGGAGGAGGAGGUCCAGCACCCGACCUCACGUACCGCUACACGGACACUACAACGGCAGCGACUACGGCGGCUGCUACGACGUCGGCGCGCCGUGAGCUGCCCAUGAUGAGUAGCGGCAGCGGUAGCGUUGGGUCGUCGUUCUCGAUGGCACACGGCGCCACGACGUACAUGGCGCAGCCCGCGUCGUACAUGCUCCCUCCUGGAGACGUCGGAGGCACGAGUACAGAAGCCGCGGCGGAUAGCUACCAUAAGACUGCGGGGACACUUCGAGGAUGA